Messenger RNA from Lolium perenne, 348 nucleotides. Lineage: Eukaryota; Viridiplantae; Streptophyta; Magnoliopsida; Poales; Poaceae. The record is from RefSeq and is a predicted model, not a curated record.
AUGGCCGACGAUGGCCUGUUUACACUAAAGAGGAGCGUCGUUCCCCAUGGGACGACCAAGGUGGACGUGGUGUACAUGAAUGACCCUUCCGUUCUUGAGCGCACCCUCCAGAUGUACGAACACAAGCUGCUAGAGGACAGGCCUAGGUUUAUCGGCAUUGACCUAGAAUACACUUCGGACCAAUUAAAUACCGCUGUCGUUCAGUUGGCCAUGGACGAGCACGUCCUGGUGUACCAUUUCUGCAGGAGUCCUGACAAUCCGGCACUGCGAGAAUUCCUUCAACAUAAAGGAAUUUGUUUCACAACUGUUGACAUCAGGGGUGACUCUGACAGCUGUGCUAGAAAUUAA